This is a messenger RNA of Salpingoeca rosetta, 1963 nucleotides long. RefSeq lists its product as uncharacterized. Gene Ontology annotation, cellular component: mitochondrion. Gene Ontology annotation, biological process: carnitine biosynthetic process. Lineage: Eukaryota; Choanoflagellata; Craspedida; Salpingoecidae. The transcript is spliced from 10 exons. The coding region runs from base 474 to 1745 and encodes 423 amino acids. The record is from RefSeq and is a predicted model, not a curated record. Gene Ontology annotation, molecular function: oxidoreductase activity.
CGUCAACUCGUCUCUGCACAACAACAACGACGUGCACACACCCACACCCACACGCACACACACGUUCCACAACGCUGUCGCUGCUGCAAGCAACGAGACAAGCAAGCAAGCAAGCGCUUUCUUUGCAUCCACAGCUGCCCCUCACUUGUGACGUUGCUGCGCAGGUUCCUGCGUCGAUUACGGCAAUCCUUCAACUUGCCUCCAGCUCUCUUGUUUGCAGUUGCGGUUAUUAGCCGAGUGGCCUUGAUCUUUGGCCUUCCCCGACCCGGAGACGCACACCAACUCUUCAUCUCAAACGCGUGGCUGCGUGUUUGAGGCCUUGUUCACCUCCGUGUGUGACACCGUUUGCGCACCGCAGGGCCUAUGGCUGGUGCCAAGAAAGGAACCAUUUUGCUCGCCGAGGGAUCCACCAAAGUCAUUCGCUGGAAGCUUCCUACACGUCGUGCAUCCCGCUAAGAGCGUCGCGAGCAACAAUGGCUUCCUUGAACGCUUUGUCGUCAGCUCUGCUCCGCACCUCCCGCAGAGCUUUCCAUGCUGUGAAGGCUGUCGUUGGUUCGUGUGACAAUGUUGUGAAGGUCACAUGGAGCGACGGCGUGGAAACACAGCACAAUGCCACCUGGCUUCGCCACAACUGCGCAUGCCCAGACUGUGUCCAGCGACACAGUGGGCAGCGCUUGCUGAUGAGUCAGGAUCUCAAGAUUGUCAACAAAGUUACCCCGCUCGCCAUCGAAGACACGUGUCUGCGGGCUGCAUGUGACGGACACGUGAGCAUGACGCCUCUCCACUGCCUGCGCACCGCCCCCCUCGCCACCCCAACAAACGACGCAACAACACCACCACCCUCUGCUGAUGCUGCCAACAAUGCCAGUGCCACCGCUGCUGCCGGGAGGAAGAAGCGCGUGCACGAGUACAGUGACGUGCUUGCAGACGAGAAUGCGCUGUUUGCGUGGUUGAACGACCUCGGCCAGACCGGAUAUGCCGUCAUAUCCGGUGCUGCUGGCAACACGGACGCAGUCGUCAACCUCGCAAACACAAUCUCCCACCCGCAGCCAACCAUCUACGGGACGACGUUUGACGUGGUGGCGACGGAUGCGCCCAUCAACAUCGCCUACAGCACGGCCCAGCUCGAACUUCACCAGGACAUCGUCUACUACGAAUCCCCGCCAGGGCUGCAGUUCCUGCACGCUCUGCAGUUUGACGACACGGUCGCUGGCGGCGAGUCUGUGCUGAUGGAUGCGUUUGCGGUUGCCUCCCGCUUCCGCGACCUGCACCCGGCCCACUUUGACGUCCUCACCCGCGUCCCAAUGCGGUUCCAGAAGGUGCACUAUGAGCGCGAGCUGCCUGUGCACAUUGCGUCGCUCAAACCCAUUAUCCGCCUAGACCACAAUGGCGAGAUAGUGGAGGUGACGUGGAGCCCUCCCUUUGAAGGCCCGCUGCCCAACACGCUGCCCGUCGACCAGGUCUCUGCCUUCUACGAGGCAUAUGUUGCCUUUGCGCAGUGCAUCCACGCCUGGGACGACCUGCAUGUCGAGCGCCGGCUGCACACGGGGGACGUGCUCACCUUCAACAACAGGCGCAUGCUGCAUGGUCGCCGCGCCUUUGACCUCCGCACCCACGGCCACCGCCACCUCAAGGGGGUGUAUGUGAACAUCAACGAGUUUGCCAGCCGCCUCAACUUCCUGUGCAUCAAGCGCAACGUCGCCCCGCCCGCGUUCUACGGCGACGGCCAGAUGAACGUCAUCUGAUCCGCUUGGCGCGCCAGCGCAACACAUACAAAGUGGCUUUGUGUGUCCGUUGCUUUCUCUCCGUCUUCUUUGCUGAUUUUCCUCCCACCACACACGCAAACAUACACACGCACACAUACACACGCACGCAUACACACACGCAUUCGUUGUCUCUUGCACCUUCGCCUUCACCUCCUCGUCCUUUGUUCCUACGUUCGCCAGAGCGUGGUAGCAUGCCU